AACGGAGUUGUGUCGUGCUGUCUCUAUCACUCCGUGCCAUUAAAGGACGCCCCGCGUACAUGAUCGACUGACCUGUGUGUGUGUCCAGGGUUUGCGGCACAUGCGGACCAGCGACCUUUCCAAUGUCUUUCGCAACCAGUACUCUAGCGAUGGUCAGCUUGCUGCUUAGACCUAGACCAUGAUGCGUACUUCGCACGGCGGUCCGUCUUGGCGUGUGAUGGUGAUGUGUGCAGUGUCGAUUCAACUGCUUGACGGCACGACAUUCAGCGCUCAACCAAAUGGCCAGCCGGAGCUUUCAGACGUGUCGCCGGGCAUCACGUUAUAUGACCUCCAGGCCAACUUCUGUUACGUGGUGGACGAGCUUGUCACGAGAGAGCAGAUGCACCAGGCGGCUCUAAGGCGGAGGGCCAAUGGUAGUGAUAUCGAGAAGGCCGACACCGAGGCGUCGACGGACAACCAGCAGCACACUGGCGACAGUGGCGGGUGGCGUGGGCUUUAUGAGGCGUUCCGCAAGACGAAACGAACACUUAUCGAGGCGGGCAGUCCACCGGUCAGCGAGAGAGCCGCAGUAUGUCUCUCUCGUGCCUUGUAUGUAUGUCUUCCUUGAUUGAUUGCAGGAUGCCAUCCCGGAGGUCCUCGCGGGCCUCGCACCGACAGUGGUGGAGACGCCAUGUGGCUAUGCAGCAGAUGAGGUGCCCACGAGUGGCGCGUCGUCGCCCGUCAGCUCGACCCAAUCGCGGCCAAGCGACGCCCACACAGCCGCCCUGACCCCCCUCUGCCACCUCACGCGUGUCGAUUGGCCUCGGCUCAGCAGUUACGACAAUGAUAGCGCGGCAUUGUCCGUGUCAGCCGAAGCUGUCCAUGAUGCGUGCACUGGGCUCUCUUCAUCGGGUGCAGCCGAUGCUGGUGAUUGAUGUUGUUAUAGUAGUCGACGCGUGUGUACUAUACUCGGAAGCCAAUGAGUGUCUGCUGCUGAGUGCAUGGGUAUGUAUCUUUCGGGCUGUCUUUCGUGCGGGCCGUGAGUGAGGGAGGGCGCUCCUUUCUGUCAGUCGAGGGCAAGCGGGUUGUAGGCCUCGAGCUGCAGGAUGGUCUUCUCGUCACCCUUCGAUGCCACCGACAUGGCCCUAUUCCGUGGCAACCUGUCGUGGUCCAGAACCUAACAAAAAGCAGAGAGGGUUCCAUGCACUCAUGUGAGGUGACGCUACACUCACUCAUUACCUUGAUUUUGCCAGCCAGCGGGUGGCGCAGCAGGUAGUAAUACAGUACACGGACAGUGAUGGCUGGCGGCAUAUACACUGACGGGUCCAACCAUCGGGGCUCUGACAACAGGAGCGCAAGAAGGUUAAUCGUUCAUCGCAUCGAAAAGGGCCUUAUUUUGGGUCUUUUUGGGUCCCUUCUGGCGUGAGGAGCCUCCGUGUUGACCGCCGCCUCCUGAGAACCACCACUGCUGCUGUCCGCCAAAGUCACGCCCGGCUCUUCCCUGACAAACACGGCCGGCCUCGUGUCCGCAUCGCCAGCCGCAUCUCCAUUCCCCAUCUGCGGGCUGAUCUCCAUCCGCCUGAAUGAGAAGUUGAGAACGGAAAGAGAGCAAUGCCGACAGACCAUUACAGACCAUUACAUACACUUCUCAGCUCGUUGCAGACAACGUACCUGCGAUGCUACAGAGCCGCUUCUGUCAGAUUAAGAGGGCGACUAGCCAUCAAUGAUGAGCCUUUCCUUCAACGAUUGCAGCGAAAAACUCGCUGGGGCCAGCAAGCUUAGCCUGUCCGACCAGUCUCGAUCUCUUCGCACGCUGCAGGUCCUGUUGAGCAGCGUCCAUGAUAAAAUGAUGCACGGCCAUGCACGAAAUACAAACACAGAGAAGAGAUCUCUUCGUUUGUGGUCGUUUGCCUCCCUCCCUCCUUUGUGUCCCUUCAGGUGACUGGCAGCUGCAUCCACAGUGCUUCCACCUCACAGUCGAUGUCGACUCGAUGAUGAUGUCAGCGGCACUUUGAUAGGUUUGAUACAUCAGUCUCGUCGAGAGAGUGUGUUGGCUGAGGGGCGGAGGCCUUUGGUUGUGUCUCGUUGGUUGGCUGCUGCCGCGUGGCUGGGAUUCUGCUCAGCCUGCUGCAUUCAAUGGUUCAUUGGCCUGCCACACAUGUCUCUCUCUCUCUCUCUCUCUCUCUGUGUGUGUGUGUGUGCGCGCAGUGGUGCCUUCGGGGCUGUCUGCCCAAACACAACGACUCCUAUGCUGUACAUGUUGGAAGUCAAAGAGGAGCUGUGCGUAUGGACCCACGCACAAAGAAAGAAAAAGACACAGAGAUGAAUAGCGGCCGCCUGGCUGUCUCUGUGUCUGUGUGUCUGAGGCAGGCGGCCACCACCACCAGACAGCAGGAGCUGGCAAGUGACACAGGGACUCGCAAACGUCAGUCAGUGGCUGGUUGCCUUGCUGGUGCAUGAGACUGCGUUGUUGGCAUGGUUGUUGGCCAAGAGGCGAAUAACGGGGCGGCCUCUGCUCCCAUUGCGUCUCGUUGGGGCUGCGUGGGUGAGGGUGAGAAGUCUUUGUC
Vitrella brassicaformis is the source of this 2546-nucleotide messenger RNA. The record is from the annotation of a GenBank genome assembly. NCBI's taxonomy places the organism in Eukaryota, Vitrellaceae.